Molecule: messenger RNA, 919 nt
Organism: Opisthorchis viverrini
Lineage: Eukaryota; Metazoa; Platyhelminthes; Trematoda; Opisthorchiida; Opisthorchiidae
Exons: 7
Coding region: 10-795 (261 amino acids)
Biological process (GO): DNA replication; double-strand break repair via homologous recombination; nucleotide-excision repair
Cellular component (GO): site of double-strand break; nucleus; chromosome, telomeric region
Molecular function (GO): DNA binding
Source: RefSeq, a predicted model, not a curated record
UUGGCGAAAAUGUGGUCAUCUACAGCCUAUGGGGGAAUGUUGGUAAAUGCUGACUAUGGUGGAGGUUAUAUGGCUUCAGCAGCAGGGGCUUCUAUCUCCAAGAAGGCAUCCAAUCAAGGCAGCACAAUACCGUGUACAUGUGCGGAAAUAUUAGCUGCGACACAGGAAGGUGACAGGUUUAUUUCUCCACUGGGUCUUGAGUUUUCACAGGUCACUCUCUUAGGUGUCGUUCGCUCAGUGAAUGAGUCAGCCACUCGCAUUGAGUAUGAAAUAGAUGAUUAUACCGGUCCGUUUGUGCCCGUCAAAAUGUUUGUUGAAGAUCAGGAUUCCUUACCCGCUGGACAACAGUCUCGCCCGUUUCGUGAGCUCUCGUAUGUCCGCGUUCACGGCCAUGUACGAAAUUUCCAAGGUGCCAAGCAGAUAAUCGCAUUUCGAGUGCUUCCGGUAACCGAUAUGAACGAACUAACAACUCACAUAAUGGAGGUAAUCUACACCCGGAUGCUGAACACCAAGGCCAAGUUGGAUGAGGCCUCUGGUGUUAACCUGUCAAAGGUCAACUCCAGUGCGACCAAUUUCGGUGGAAAUGUCGCUAACGGCCUGACUGCUCUGCAGAAUCAAAUUCUGACGAUUGUAAGGGCUUUCGUUGGAGAACGCGGUAUCCCGGUUACACAGCUGAGUGAAAAGCUCCGUGGUAUCCCGGAGAGGCAAAUCAGGGAAAACCUGGACUUUCUCAGUGGUGAAGGCUACGUGUAUUCAACCGUGGAUGAUGAUCAUUUCAGAGCGACAGAACCCUAACUCCACCACACGGACGGUUUCCUUCUGUAUUCGAACAUGCAUUUGCUCGUACCCACCAUUCUUCUGCUCACAGAACCCCUUUCUGAUUGUCACGCCGAUGUUUUUCCAAGAAUUCAUAUUUUUG